AGCAACCAAGAGUGUGCUAGAAAGCUCCACCCAUGGAAUGUUUCUUUUGGAGAUUCCUCCUCCUCUGCCUUGUCCUCACUCCCAGAGUGCCGGGAGGAGCCUCUGAGCUUUGAUGGCUCUUAACUGGCGAAAAUAUUUUUUUGAUGCUUCGGAAGGAAGCGGCAGACUGGGAAAAGGCCCGUGAGGAAGCCAGGACUCUUACCAGAAUUGGAUGCAGAUUGCGGACAUGGUCUCCCCUUCUGAAGGGAUGAAGCUUGCCAAAUUUCAGAAAGAUAGGUAUUUUAAGUAGAAACCAGAGGCCAUGAACUGGGGAGUCUUUCAAGGGCUCCUGAGCGGGGCAAACAAAUAUUCCACAGCCUUUGGACGUAUUUGGCUCUCAGUGGUCUUCAUCUUCCGGCUUCUAGUCUACAUAGUGGCAGCAGAGAAGGUUUGGGGAGAUGACCAGAAGGACUUUGACUGCAAUACUGAGCAACCAGGCUGCCCAAACGUCUGUUAUGACCAUUACUUCCCAAUCUCCCACAUCCGCCUCUGGGCCCUACAGCUUAUUUUGGUUACCUGUCCUUCCCUGCUGGUAAUCAUGCAUGUUGCCUACCGAGAAGCCAAACUGGAGAAAUAUAGGAAGAAGGUUGGAGCAGACUAUGCACUGCGCUAUCCUCCUGGCAAGAAGCGUGGAGGCUUGUGGUGGACCUAUUUCUUCAGCCUCAUCUUCAAGUCUGCUGUGGACAUUAUAUUCCUCUUCAUCUUCUACCACGUGUACCCAAACUACACACUCCCCAGUGUGGUGAAAUGCUCCCUCGAACCUUGUCCCAAUGUUGUAGACUGCUUCAUAGCCAGGCCCACAGAGAAGAACAUCUUCACCCUUUUCAUGGUCAUCACUACCUGUGUUUGCAUCCUCCUCGGCCUUGUUGAAGCCUUCUACCUUGUUGGGAAACGAUGUACAGAGUGUCUUGAGCCCAAAAAUGAAAGCCACAGGAGGCAGGGCAGUGAAUGGAUGAGAAGAGAGGACGCUUGCUCUCUGCCCAACAGCAAACAUGACCCAAAUGAAGUGGGUGUGCAGGUGUUCCAUGGUGCAGAUUACAAACCAUCUACCUCCAUCAUCAAGGCUGCUCCACCUUCCCAGAGAACUCUAAGCACAUAAACUACCCGGUCAAAAUUAAAUCCUGGGAAAUUUGGUAAUGGAAACCUUAUGAAAAAAACAAUAUGACUUCAUUCUCAGAAUGAACAGUGCCUGCUGCUAGGCAGGACAUUUGCAUGAUGUGCCAGAAGGCAUGUCAGAGUAUUCCAAUAAAAACAGUAGACAUUGCUGGUGCACAUUUAUUCAUCCCAUGUCUGGAAAGGAAAUCACUGCAGCAAAUUUGUCAUUGUCGUUUUCAGUCCACAAAUGAUAUGCGAUGAUAUGUAACUGAUGGUGUUUUCUUCCCCCCACCCCCCAAAAAAGUAUUAUGUUUCCUUUUAAUUGAAAUGAAUAGGGAAGAAUGACACGAUUAAUUAUAUAAGAUUGUGCCACAGUGAGAUGACUAAUGCCGUUUUCUGUCAGUAGCCAAAGUGCAGGAGGAGGGAAACAGAGCUGCAUCUGGAAAAUAUGUGAUGGAACAGAAAAUAGUGCUUUCUUGCAUCCCUUUGUGCAAGAUGGAGAUGGAGAAAGGAAUGGCCUACAGUAUUUCAGGCCCCAACCCAGCUCAGGCUGUUCAAUUUUUUGAUGUCCAUAUUUGAUCCAAGAAUAUAUUAAAUAGCCAUUUCAAAAUUCACUAGUUCCCUCAGCUCAUUCCAUCUAAACCACUUACAUUGUAUACUGUCCCAUAACUCAUCCAGUCAAAUUUUUAAAGACCUCCCCACCACCAGCGAAAGGUGGCUAGCAUACUUGGUACUGAGAUCUCAGGAGUGAAAAGCAAUAUUGAAAUAAAGAUCGCUAAUGGAGAAGAAAUGGUAUUUGUCUAGUCCUGUUGCAGUAUUGCAGUUCUUAUUCUGAAAAAUAUACACAUUUUCUAUUUUGUUAUUAUUAAUAUUAUUUAUCGAGAGAGAGGGAGAGAGAGAGUCAUAUAUUGUAUAACAUACACAAUAAAUGGGAUGC
Podarcis muralis (Common wall lizard) is the source of this 2071-nucleotide messenger RNA. Its product is annotated as gap junction beta-5 protein-like. Gene Ontology annotation, biological process: cell-cell signaling. Gene Ontology annotation, cellular component: connexin complex. Lineage: Eukaryota; Metazoa; Chordata; Lepidosauria; Squamata; Lacertidae. Gene Ontology annotation, molecular function: gap junction channel activity. The record is from RefSeq and is a predicted model, not a curated record.